Molecule: messenger RNA, 3907 nt
Organism: Pangasianodon hypophthalmus (striped catfish)
Lineage: Eukaryota; Metazoa; Chordata; Actinopteri; Siluriformes; Pangasiidae
Exons: 5
Coding region: 152-3619 (1155 amino acids)
Source: RefSeq, a predicted model, not a curated record
GGCGUUUCCGCCGUUCAGACAGUGGAGGAAACGUGGAGUAAAAAACUGAUUUUUUCGGAUGAAAACAAAAAAAAAAAAAAAAGGGAAAACAAAGAAAACAAAGACAGGAUGUUGAUGGCUGAACAGUGUGAGUUGUAGCGUUCGGCUCAUCAUGUCGUCAGCAGUAGACACUGAGGUGUUCAUCCCGGAGCAGGCGAGUGUCAUCACCGUCCCUGUGAACUCGCUGCCUUCGUCCAUCACCAGGAAGAUAUCCGUGAGUCCCGGUGACUCCGACCGACCGGCGACGUUCAUCUCCCCGGUGGAGCUGAGGGACAAAGAGACGGCACUGAAUCCACGACCUUUGCCCCCGGGACAGUUCUUCCUGCCAGUCGUGACCUCUAACCGCAAAGCUUUCGGGAUUCUCCGGAAAUUUCUACAGUCAGGUGAGAUCUCGCUGCAGGUUGCUGAUGAGAACUCACGAGCGGGUUCUGCGUUCUGCAGAAGGAAAAACUCCAUCAUUCUGUUUGACAAACAGAUUUUUCUCUCUGUAAGAAAUGCCAAGGCUUCUGAUUGGCCACUGAACCAACGAAGCUCCGCCCCCUCUGAGUGUGAAGCCCCGCCCCUGAAUUCACCUGUAAAAACGCAGGAUGGAGGAAGUGACAUCACUGAGGGGCGGAGUAAUGAAGGUACACGUGGAGCAGAGGAUCAUGGGAAAUACGCAGAGAAGCGAAGUGGUGAUGAACGUGAUGUCGUGAUGGAGUGUGAAGCGCAGGAUGAUGACAUCACUGACAGGAAGAGGAGUAACGAUGGCGCCAGUGCUGCAGAGGAUCAUGGGAAAUGUGCAGAGGUGUUGAAGGAAAGAGAAGAGGAUGUGAUGAAGGACAGAGAAGAAAACGAACAGCAAACGCCGCCAAUGAAAGAUGCGAGCGUGAACACGUCUAACGACAGGCGCAUAAAGCUGGAGGGGGAGAGCGGCGUUUACGCGCCGGGCGGCGAAGAUCAGAGCUCAUUGGCUAACGCUAAGGAAUAUAAAGAUGGAGGAAGUCAGAUUACGUCGAACCUCAGAGAAAACUCUAAUCCAGAAAUAACGAGUGAGCAAGGAUGCGCUAGCGAGACGGGAUUAGCAGCGGAAACUCACACAGGAAACGAAAAGAGAUCGGAAAAUCCGAAACACAGUGAUGAUAAAACCAAAAUUAGCGAAGGUGAGAGUUCAUUAGCUAAAGCUAAAUGUUGCAAACGUCUAAUUUUUUCCAGGGUUCAGAGUCCAUCACUAAUGAACGUAAACGAACGUCAAGACAAAAGUGACGUUGAAGGUCAAAUCAGCGAAUUCGAGAUUCCUUCGGAUAAAACGAUAGCCUCCGUCAGUGCUGCUGAGAUCGCAGACGUAAACGACGAUGAUCGAGUUUCCCAAAACAUCACGAAUGAAGACGUAGCGAAUUCUAAAAGUUACGUCAAUAUUCAGGCGAGCGACGGUCAGAGUUCACGCCGUGAAAGUGCCAUUGAGGUCGUAGACGUGAACGACGACGAUCACGCUUCCAGCGUAAGCUCAGACGAUGAAAACGCAGUCGUACCAAACUUUAGCAAAGUUAAGAAUUUGUUGGAAAUUGCUGAACGCCUCAAACGAAGAAUUAAUGAUUACAUUAACUUGCAGGGUUCGGAGGUUAAAUUUAAAAAACGUAAAACUGAUGACAUCGUCGUGGAAACGGAUAGCGAUUGCGACGACGGGGUAAUCGUUGAAAGUUGUGGGGAAGUUGAUGGCAGCAGCACAGACGAACCGAAUCAACACGGUUCAUGUAAAAGAGAAGCCACGAGUUCUUCAGCUGCAGCUCAAGGCUGCGAAAGUGCUGUCGAGAUCGUAGACGUAGACGACGAUCGAGUUUUACACAAACAUACGAAUGACGCAAAUCGAGACGCAAAUCGAGAUGCAAAUCGAGACGCAGCAGGUUCUAAGAAGUCGAGGGUGUGUCCGAGUCCUUCAGUUAAGCGCUGCGAAGGCGAUGUUGAUGACGAUGUUGAGGACCUUAAUGACGAUGAUGAGGUCAUCAUAAACGACCAAGAGAUCGUAAACGAACACGAACGUUGGUUUGGUGACGUAGCUAAAGGAUGUAAACGUAAGAUUUUCGACGGAAUCAAGGAUGAGACGAAUUCAGACGUAGCGGCUGCUGCGCAGAACAGUGGAGCGAAUGGUUCGUCGGCUAAACGAUCUAAACUUGAUGAUGCGAAUUUCUCGCCUGAACGUAAACCUUUGGAAAGUGCCGUAGAUUCAAACUCUCAGGUUAAAAAUUAUAAUCGUGAUGGCGAGAUCAUCGAGGUUGAUGGUAAUGAUGAAAUCCACACAAGCGCAAACAACAGAAAUGAAAAUGUCGCCACGGUUCAAAGUUGCGCUAACGAGACGACGGUUCAGAGAAACAGAGGAAAUGCUGAGGAUUCGUCGGAUAAAGUUAACAGCUGUGGACGACGAGGCGAGAACGUUGAAUGUCAGAGUUCGUUGGAGAAAAUCAAAAGUUGUAAACGGAACGUUUCCGAUAGCAACAGCACUGAUGAGCCAAAUUUGGAUGUUAAAAGUCUCGUUCAGGUACAGAUUAUCGAAACUGAAGAUCCGUCGGCUAAAUACUUUAAAUCAGCUAACGUUACGAAUCCAGGUGGAAAAACUCGCGAAAAAUGCGCUAAAGCUCAGAGGGCGGACGAUCAAAAUGAUCUAAUAAAUAACGAAAAUUCCUCUGAAGAUCAUAUUAGUAAAGCCAAAAGUUUGUUAACUAAAAGCGAUGUGGAGAUCGCGGAGGUCUGCGACAACUAUCAGGUUUUGCGUAAAAGCACACAGGAGCCAAAUCAAGACGAUACAAAUUCUAAUACACAAAAUGACGUUAAUAAGACAAAGACUCUAGCUGCUAAAGGUCCGAUCAGCGAAGUUCAGAGUUCUUCCGUUAAAAAUAAAAGCUGUAAAACUGCGGCGGAGAUCGUGGACGUACGUGAUGACAAUCGAACUAACGACACAAAUCAAAUCGUAACAAGUGUGGAAAAUUGCGUUGAAUCUAACGUCAGCGAGGUUCAGGAUGAAAGUGUUGCUGAGACGGUGGAAGCGAGUGACGAACAAGAUCGAGCUUCAUCUGACGUAACGAAAGGCGGAAUUUGCGUCGAAUCGUAUGUUAGCGAGGUUCAGAGUGCUGCUGAGGAUCGAGCGUUAGCCGGGAAAAGCUACUCCGAGGAACCGAAUGGAGACGUAACAACUAGCGAAGUUUCAGGGUGUGAAAGUGACGUUGAGGAUGCUCUCGUAGAAGAGGAUAACGAUCUAGCCUUAGCUAGCUUCACAGACGAACCGAAUCCAUACAGAACAAUUUCCGAAAGUUGCGGCGAACUUCAGAUCUGUGAUGUUUGGAGUUUAUCAGCGAUGUCUGAACGCCACGAGAGCAAUCCUGAAGGCCAAGCGUUUGACCCGCAUCCAGACGGCGAGCUUGCAGACGAACAAUCGGAGGCUACCAAUCAGAGAGCACGUGGUGAUGAAGUGGGCGUUUUGCCCCGCCCCACAUCUUCUCGGGCGAAUCACGAGUUGGAUUACAUGGUGCUGAGGUGGGAGGAGAACGUCAACCGGAUCCGAGCGAGACUCAGAGGGAUGGAGGAGAAACUCAAGUCACACCUCUGAUGAAAACGCUCAGGAACGCUGACGUCAGUUUACUUCCGUUGUUUUUUGUUUUUUUGUUUGUUAACGGUGAAAAUGCGUCUCAUUAACAUAAUCGCUGACUGCAAACGAUCUCCGUAACGCUGCUGAACGCUAAACACGAUGACUAAACUGACAGAUCGUUUUUAUUUUUUACUUUAGAGAAAUAACGUGAAUGUAAUACGAUAUUUAACCACAAAAAUUACAAUCUCAACUUUUUUUUUUCUUUUUCUUCCGUUAUAUUUAAUGCACAUUAUAUUUUUCUUUUUUUUU